AUUAAAUUUGGGGAUGGAAGAGGCUUCUGCGUCUUUCCUUACUCGCAACGAUGACCAUGGCUUUGCUUUCUUUAAAAUUGAGGCCUCCAACUCUGACGCUGACUGGAGAAUUGAAAUCCGAACACACAUUGGGCUCUUUUGGCACUUGACUAGAGCUAAAACCUCCAGAUUCAGCGGGCAGGCGUUGCUCAGCAAUGGCGCGUAGGGUGUGUGUGGUUGGCUGGAGCCAGACCCCGCCCCGGCCUCGGCCCACGCUCUAGAGGGGACGUUGCCCCAAUCCUGAAGGACCUCGGCACUCGAGACCUGUGGAUGCCGCGUUGCUGUGGCCUGCGGGCGUGAUCAUGAAGCCAGGUGCUACUGGCGAGUCCGAUUUGGCCGAAGUGCUGCCCCAGCACAAGUUCGACAGCAAGUCCCUGGAGGCCUACCUAAACCAGCACUUGUCUGGCUUUGGGGCCGAACGUGAGGCUACGCUGACCAUUGCCCAGUACAGAGCAGGAAAGUCCAAUCCAACCUUUUGUCUCCAGAAGGGCUUUCAAACAUAUGUGCUCAGGAAAAAACCACCAGGUUCACUUCUUCCUAAAGCACAUCAGAUUGAUAGAGAAUUUAAAGUCCAGAAAGCCUUGUUUUCAAUUGGAUUCCCCGUUCCCAAGCCUAUACUGUACUGCCAUGAUACUUCUGUCAUUGGAACAGAAUUUUACAUAAUGGAACAUGUGCAGGGUCGAAUCUUUCGUGAUUUAACAAUUCCUGGAGUUAGCCCAGCAGAACGUUCAGCCAUAUAUGUGGCCAUGGUAGAAACAUUGGCUCAUUUACAUUCCUUGAAUAUACAGUCAUUGCAGCUGGAAGGAUAUGGUAUAGGUGCUGGGUACUGCAAAAGACAGGUAUCAACCUGGACAAAGCAAUAUCAAGCUGCAGCUCAUCAGGACAUCCCUGCCAUGCAACAGCUAUCGGAGUGGCUAAUGAAGAACUUGCCCGAUAAUGACAAUGAAGGGAAUUUGAUUCAUGGAGAUUUCAGACUAGAUAACAUAGUUUUCCACCCUAAAGAGUGUCGAGUUAUAGCAGUGCUGGACUGGGAGCUGUCAACCAUUGGUCAUCCUUUGUCAGACUUAGCUCAUUUUUCCCUGUUCUACUUUUGGCCAAGGACAGUUCCAAUGAUAAAUCAAAGUUCUUAUAGUCAAGAAAACUCAGGGAUACCAUCAAUGGAAGAUCUGAUUUCAAUAUAUUGCCGCUGCAGGGGAAUUAAUUCUAUUCUUCCUAACUGGAAUUUCUUUCUUGCCCUUUCAUAUUUUAAGAUGGCUGGAAUAGCACAGGGAGUAUAUAGCAGAUAUCUUAUGGGAAAUAAUUCAUCUGAGGAUAGCUUUUUAUUUGCCAAUAUUGUGCAACCUCUGGCAGAAACUGGACUACAACUCUCCAAACGAACUUUCAGUACUGUACUACCAGAGAUUGAUACUACUGGGCAGUUGUUUGUACAGACUCGGAAAGGUCAGGAAGUUCUUAUUAAGGUGAAGCAUUUCAUGAAACAACACAUUCUUCCAGCUGAAAAGGAGGUAACUGAGUUCUAUGUUCAAAAUGAAAAUUCAGUGGACAAGUGGGGAAAACCUUUAGUGAUUGAUAAACUCAAGGAAAUGGCCAAAGCUGAGGGUCUCUGGAACUUGUUUUUGCCGGCUGUCAGCGGUCUCAGCCAUGUGGACUAUGCCUUGAUUGCCGAAGAAACAGGAAAAUGCUUUUUUGCUCCAGAUGUCUUUAACUGCCAAGCACCAGACACAGGGAACAUGGAGGUUCUGCACCUGUAUGGAAGUGAGGAACAGAAGAAACAGUGGCUUGAGCCUCUUCUUCAAGGGAACAUUACCUCUUGCUUCUGUAUGACAGAACCUGAUGUAGCUUCAAGUGAUGCCACAAAUAUUGAAUGCAGCAUCCAACGAGAUGAAGAUAGCUAUGUAAUUAAUGGCAAGAAAUGGUGGAGCAGUGGAGCUGGGAAUCCCAAGUGCAAAAUUGCAAUUGUUUUGGGAAGAACUCAAAAUACUUCUCUCUCCAGACACAAACAGCACAGCAUGAUUCUUGUUCCCAUGAACACACCUGGAGUAGAAAUAAUAAGGCCUUUGUCAGUUUUUGGCUACACAGAUAAUUUUCAUGGAGGACAUUUUGAGAUCCAUUUUAAUCAAGUGCGAGUUCCUGCCACAAAUCUAAUACUAGGUGAAGGUAGGGGAUUUGAAAUUUCCCAAGGCCGCCUUGGACCUGGCAGAAUCCACCACUGUAUGAGAACAGUAGGUUUGGCGGAACGCGCUUUGCAGAUCAUGUGUGAGCGGGCAACACGAAGGAUAGCUUUCAAGAAGAAGUUGUAUGCACAUGAGGUUGUGGCUCACUGGAUUGCUGAAAGCCGCAUUGCCAUUGAGAAGAUCCGCUUGUUGACUCUGAAAGCCGCUCACAGCAUGGACACUCUGGGCAGUGCUGGCGCUAAGAAAGAGAUUGCAAUGAUCAAAGUGGCUGCCCCACGGGCUGUCAGCAAAAUCGUUGACUGGGCCAUCCAGGUGUGCGGAGGUGCUGGUGUUUCCCAGGAUUACCCUCUGGCUAACAUGUAUGCUGUAACCCGAGUUUUGCGUUUAGCGGAUGGACCUGACGAAGUUCAUCUUUCAGCAAUUGCAACAAUGGAGCUGCGGGACCAAGCCAAAAGGCUGACAGCCAAGAUAUAAGGAGAGUGACACUGCCACAUCCCACUGGCAGAAACUCUCCUUUAUACAAACUUCAUUGGCUCCAACAUUUGAAUCUCAUAUUUUUGCAGCAGUUUGAGCACAGGGUUAAUUAUUCAUUUGUGGUAAAGAUUAUAGCAUCUAUUUUGAUCAGUGGGUUUUAUUAUUUCAAGGGUCAUACAGGGUUAAGUUCAAUAAGAAAUGCUGUAGCUGUUGUCAAUCUAGUGCCUCCUCGAGGCCAGGAGUUCAGGACCAGCCUGGGCAACAUAGCGAGACCCCCAUUGCUACAAAAGAUUUAAAAAUGAGCCAAGUGUGGUGGCACAUGCUUGUAGUCCUAGCUACUUGGGAGGCUGAGGCAGGAGGAUUGCUUGAGUCUAGGAGUUUGAGGUUUGGUGAACUGUGAUCGUGACACGGCCUCCAGCCUGGGUGACCGAGUGAGACUCUGUUUCUAAAAAUAAAAACAAAUAAAAAAUAAAUUUCUUCUUGGGGUGGGGUGGAGGCAGGGAGCAAGAAUUUGACCUGGCUCUGAUCCCUGAUGUGUUGUGUGGGCCUCUUUAACAUUUGCCACUGAGCCUUAACCUCACUGUACCUCACUUUACUUUACACGCAUUGGUGUUAAUAUUUUAAUCUUAGAAGACCCUGAUCCACUGAGGGUUUGUUGUGAGAAUCACUGAAGCCAUGUAGAAGCACCUUGAAAUCUGUAAAACCACAAUAAAGUACUUUAUAAAAGGUAUCCUUAUUUGAAGUGGAUAAAUCUUAUAACUCGAACUAUUUAACCUUAUGAUUAAUUUUAAAAGUUGUGAUUUAGAAGACAGGAUUGUUUUUGAACAUUAGGAAUUAAAGGCUAUAUCUGGUCCUUA
Molecule: messenger RNA, 3544 nt
Organism: Nomascus leucogenys (northern white-cheeked gibbon)
Lineage: Eukaryota; Metazoa; Chordata; Mammalia; Primates; Hylobatidae
Gene: ACAD11
Product: acyl-CoA dehydrogenase family member 11
Cellular component (GO): mitochondrion
Molecular function (GO): flavin adenine dinucleotide binding; oxidoreductase activity, acting on the CH-CH group of donors
Source: RefSeq, a predicted model, not a curated record